AAGACAUUGUCUCCUUUCAUCUCGUCGCUGUGGACGAUUUUACGUUCUUAAAAGAUGUUUAAAUGGUGAAGUGGAAAACACCGGAUCCAGAUAUUCUAAGUAAUAACCUGUCAUAAACCCAUGGAGAGGGAAAGGUAUAGCAGAGACAGAGCUCACAAGCCUAGGGAGCUUAGUGAAACAAGAUCCUCAUUUAGCCCUCAUCGUGUACCUGGUAAUUCCAAGGCUGAGAGAAGUCACAAAGAUUCUCACAGAGAAAAGGGUGAAUCAGAUGAGAAAAGAGGAGAUAGUGGGCAUGAUGACUACCAUAGAAGAACGACCAGUAGACAAGCCGAAUCUCUUGAGAGGAGACAUGCUGAUUACAAAAAUGAAGAGUGGCGUAUUAAAAGGAUAAGUAGUCAUGAAGACUCUCAUUGUAGCAAAAGUGAAAAUCACGAAAGAAGAAAAAGCCAUGAUCUUGCAAGUGGAAGAAGACGAAGUGAAAGUCAUGAAGAUGCUUAUGAAAAGAAAGGUGGGUAUUGUGAAUAUUUUCGUGGAAGAAAAAGUAGUGGAAAUCAUGAAGAUUUGGAUAGAAGAAAGAGUGAUGGAAGUCGUAGAAAAAAGAGCAGAAGUUGUGAAGAUGAUGAUGAAUUGCACACCAGGAAACGGAGGUCAGACAGAAGUAGAAGUAGCAGCUCUGAAUCAUCAGGACAAGGACCUUCACACAGGAAAAAGAGGUCACGGUCUACCUCCUCAGACACGGGUCAGUCAAGUUCCUCUAGCAGUAGUAGCCAGUCUUCAGAUGACGAAAGGAAGAGGAGGAGACAAAGACACAAACAUAAGAAAGGGAAGAAGAGUAAAGGGAAAAAGCACAAGCAGAAGAGUAAAGGUUCUGAACCUGUCCAGCUGUCUAAGUUUAUGAGUGAGAGAAAUCAGUCAGAGACUGGAAGGAGCGCAGUGUCCGGGAAGAAAAUCAAGCUGAAGUUGAAGAAAAGCAAGCAGGACAAGGAGAGAGAUAAAAACCGAGCGCAGAUACUAGACUUCCUCAACGCAGCAAUGUGAACACAACUACUUGAAGAGGAGAGUCUGUAUUGUCUUUGGAGAAAACCUGUGAUGUUGCCAAAAAUAUUCAGAAAACCACGCGCUUUUCCUGCACUAAAUUCUUGUAUAUCGAAUCAGAACCCCAAAGCUGGGUUUUAUCCAUGAAAAUUUCCCGAAUUUUGGAAAGAUAUGAAAUCUCCCUGUGCUGUAUACAGGAGGAUGUGAUGAUAUUUUUGAAUUUUUUUUAAUUGGCUAGUUUGAAUUGAUCCAGCGAUGAUUCGCGAAGCACUGAAGAGUCAUUUCCAGUGAUACUGUUCACUUUGUUUAUCAUCUAUUGGCCAAUAAAAUAUUUUGUACUCUC
This is a messenger RNA of Liolophura sinensis, 1378 nucleotides long. Its product is annotated as pre-mRNA-splicing factor 38B-like. Bases 121 to 1038 code for a protein of 305 amino acids. The transcript is spliced from 7 exons. The record is from RefSeq and is a predicted model, not a curated record. Lineage: Eukaryota; Metazoa; Mollusca; Polyplacophora; Chitonida; Chitonidae.